UGCCCCAGCCGCUCAGAGCGUCGCGGGCGGGUUGCUGCGCGCGGGCGCGGCGGGGUCGCCGUUUUCCAGCCGGUCCGCGUCCGCGUCCGCCGCGCCGGCGGCAGCCAGUAUGUUCAGGAUGCUGAACAACGGCUUCGAGGACGAUCCCUUCUUCUCUGAUUCUUUUCAUUCACACCGAGAAAAUAUGCGGCAUGUGAUGAGAAAUUUCUCUGAUCCAUUUGGAAGAGACUUGCUCAGUGUCUCUGAGUGUGGAGGGAGAGCUUGCAGCCACAGGGGAUGGGACGAUGAUGAAGAUGCCUUGACUGUACUUAAGCAUGCUAGCUGCAGCUCUGCUGAUCAUCCAUUGAAAGCAGAGGCCAGGAGUUCUCUCAGGUCUUUCGGCAGUUUUGGCGGUUUGCGUGCCGAUAGCAACCCUUUCCAGGCAAUGGACCGAAUGAUGCUAAAUAUGGGAAACAAUAUGCAGGAAUUACAAAGAAAUUUUGGUCAGCUUUCAAUGGAUCCAAAUGGACAUUCAUUUUGUUCUUCCUCAGUGAUGACAUACUCCAAAAUAGGAGAUGAGCCACCUAAGGUUUUCCAGGCCGCCACUCAGACCCGUAUGGCUCCAGGAGGAAUAAAGGAAACCAGGAGAGCAAUGAGAGAUUCUGACAGUGGACUAGAAAAAAUGGCUGUUGGCCAUCAUAUCCAGGACCGAGCUCACGUCAUCAAAAAGUGCAAGAACAGCAAGACUGGGGAUGAAGAGGUCAAUCAGGAGUUCUUCAACAUGAGCGAGAGUGAUGCUCAUGCCUUUGAUGAUGAGUGGCAAAGUGAGGUCUUGAAGUACAACCCCGGAGGGCGAACACGCAAAGUGGAGAACACCAGGAUGCGCAGUGUUGGUCACGAGAAUGCAGGAUCCCGAGAGCUGAAAAGAAGGGAGAAAUCUCAUCAUAGUCCAGCCCUUGAAAGUGGAAGAAAAUCAAAAGCUUUUGUGGACAAACUCAACAUCAAAGGAUCACCUGUGAAAAUCAACAAAAAAUAAACAGCCAUGCCCUGGA
This is a messenger RNA of Sciurus carolinensis (gray squirrel), 1031 nucleotides long. RefSeq names its product myeloid leukemia factor 1 (gene Mlf1). The record is from RefSeq and is a predicted model, not a curated record. Gene Ontology annotation, cellular component: nucleus; cytoplasm. Bases 110 to 1015 code for a protein of 301 amino acids. Gene Ontology annotation, biological process: regulation of DNA-templated transcription. Lineage: Eukaryota; Metazoa; Chordata; Mammalia; Rodentia; Sciuridae. The transcript is spliced from 9 exons.